AUGAAGGCGGCACUGAUGGAGACGAACGAGGCAGUUGUGGUGCGCGUAUUUCACGGGACGGUGGUGCAUUCGCUCGCUCUUGAUCAGCUCGACGUGGUGCCGCGUGCCUGGCUCGGCGUUGAUGCCACCGGCCGCAUCGCCUUCCUGCAGGAUGGUAGCCUCGACCGUCCGGCCCUCAUCCUCAAGCACAAGCUUAGCGAGGCCGUCGAAUUCGUAGAGUUGCCCCGACGAGGUUUCAUCGUGCCAGGCAUGGUGGACACCCACGCCCACGCGCCGCAGUUCGUGAACGCCGGCAACGGACUCGACAUGCCGCUGCUCGAGUGGCUCGAGACCUACACCUUCCCCGCCGAGACCCGCUUCAAGGACGCCGACUAUGCCAAGAAGAUUUACACGGCGGUGGUGCGUCGCUCGCUCGGACUGGGCACCACAACCAUCAGCUACUUUGGCACCAUCCACGCGCCCGCCAACAAAGUCCUCGCCGAGGCGGCGGCCAAGUACGGGCAGCGGGCGUUCGUGGGCAAGGUGUGCAUGGACCGCAACUCGCCGGCGCACUACGUCGAGACCACGGCCGACUCGCUGCGCGACACGGCGCACUUUUGCGAGGAGGUGCUGGCCAUGGGCGACCCGCUCAUCACCCCCAUCCUCACCCCCAGGUUCACGCCGACGUGCACGAUGGAGUUGAUGACGGGCCUCAGCGAGAUCGCGCGGAAGCACGACCUCCCCAUUCAGACCCACGUCUCCGAGAGCAAGGCUGAAGUCGCCUGGGUGAAAGAGCUUCAUCCCGACCAGCCUACCUACACCCAUACCUACCACCAAGCCGGCUUGCUCACCAAGAAGACCGUCCUCGCCCACGCCGUCCAUUUGACGGAGCCGGAGGAGGACCUUGUGUUGGCGCAGCAGGCGGGCAUUUCGCACUGCCCCAACUCCAAUUUUUCGCUGCUGAGCGGGAUGUGCCCCGUGCGACGCUUCCUCAACAAGGGCAUCAAGGUCGGCCUCGGCACCGACGUCUCUGGCGGUUUUUGCCCCAACAUGCUUGACGCGUUCCGUUUGGCCAUCAUUGCUUCCAAGAUGGUGCACACCGAGCACACCGAGCUCGCGCCGCUGAACGUGGCUGAGGGCUUCUACCUGUUGACCCUCGGCGGCGCGCGGGUGCUCGACAUCGACGACAAGGUGGGCAACUUCCUCGUCGGCAAGGAGCUGGACGCGCUGGUGGUGGCCCCUUUCGCAGAGGGCUCGCCAAUCGACGAGUUCGACGCGGAAGAUGUGAGCAGCAGCGGCGGUGAUGACGAGGCGGCCAUCAAGCGCACGCUGGAGAAGUGGCUCUUCCUGGGCGAUGACCGCAACCUGGCCCAGGUCUACGUGUGUGGCCGCCCCGUACUCCCCUUCGCCCUUUGA
Molecule: messenger RNA, 1395 nt
Organism: Acanthamoeba castellanii str. Neff
Lineage: Eukaryota; Discosea; Longamoebia; Acanthamoebidae
Product: guanine deaminase
Exons: 11
Coding region: 1-1395 (464 amino acids)
Biological process (GO): guanine catabolic process
Cellular component (GO): cytosol
Molecular function (GO): zinc ion binding; guanine deaminase activity
Source: RefSeq, a predicted model, not a curated record